Messenger RNA from Alternaria novae-zelandiae, 2175 nucleotides. RefSeq lists its product as uncharacterized. Gene Ontology annotation, cellular component: nucleolus. The coding region runs from base 1 to 2175 and encodes 724 amino acids. Gene Ontology annotation, biological process: regulation of translation. The transcript is spliced from 3 exons. Gene Ontology annotation, molecular function: mRNA binding. The record is from RefSeq and is a predicted model, not a curated record. NCBI's taxonomy places the organism in Eukaryota, Fungi, Ascomycota, Dothideomycetes, Pleosporales, Pleosporaceae.
AUGGCCGGUAUCAAACGCAAAUCGACCGGCGCAAGUGCGCCCGACGCCAAGGACAAGAGCAAAAAGGUCAAGGUCGACAAGCCUACCACCAAGAGCGAGAAGAAGCGCGACGUUAAGCCGGUCAAGAAGGCGAAGAAGACCAAGGAAGAGAGCUCCGACGACUUUGAAGAGUCGGAUACGAGCGAGAAGGACAAUGGCUUCUACGGCUUCUCGGCGGCCGACGGUGCCGAUGUCGACAUGAGCGACGCCGACAGCAGCGACGAACAACCCGCAAAGUCCAACGGCAAGACACAAAAGCGCAAGGACGACAACGGCGCCUCAGACAAAGCCGAGGGCGAGGGUGUAGAGUCCAAGUUAGCGGGGUUGAAUGUAAACAAUUCGAAAGAAGCGCACGCAAAGCAAAAAGCCCUUGCCAGAGAACGAAAGGCCGCGAAGCCAAACGCCGACAUCAUCGAACGCUCCAAGAAGCUAUGGGAGAAGCUCAGGCUGAAGUCGCAUGUUGACAAGGAAGAGAGGAAAGGGCUCGUCAAGGAGCUGUUCGAGAUCAUAACAGGCAGAGUCAAGGACUUCGUCUUCAAGCACGACUCUGUGCGUGUCAUCCAAACAGCCAUCAAAUACUCAACAAUGGAACAGAGGCGAAUGAUUGCAAGAGAGCUGAAGGGCGAGUUCAAGGUCCUGGCCGAGGGCAAGUACUCCAAGUUCUUGAUCGCCAAGUUGGUAGAGAAGGGCGACCCUGAAAUUCGCGACCUCGUCAUCACCGAGUUCUACAGCCACGUCAAGCGCAUGAUCAACCACCCCGAAGCCGCAUGGAUCGUAGACGAUAUAUACCGAGCCGUAGCCACUCCCGAGCAGAAGAACCGUCUUCUGCGGGAAUGGUAUGGUCCUGAGUUCUCCAUCAAGGGUCUUUCUGCCGAAGGCACCGAUAGCGCAGAGCUAUCGGCCAUCUUGAAAGAAUCCCCGGAGAAGAGGAAGCCUAUUAUGGGCUACCUUGAGAACCAGAUCAACUCGCUCAUUCAGAAGAAGCUCACUGGCUUCACCAUGCUGCACGACGCCAUGUUGCAAUACUUCCUCGUAUGCGAGCCCGGCACCGAACAAGCGAACGAUUUCCUCGAACACCUCAAGCCGGACCCAACAACCAAGGAGGGCGAAGAAGCCGACAACGUCGAUCUCAUGAAGAACCUCGCGUUCACAAAAUCAGGGUCGCGAUUGGUGUCGCUUUGCUUCGCAUACGGCACAGCCAAGGACCGCAAGCUCUUCCUGCGGCCGUACAAGGACACAAUGGAGACAAUGGCUUUCGACCAACACGCCCAUCACGUCCUUCUUGCUGCUAUGGCAGUCACGGAUGACACCAAGCUUUCUUCCAAGUCCAUCUUCAGCGAGCUUCUACCCAGCAAUGACGCCCUCCCCGAGAAGGUGUUGAACCUGGUCAAUGAUGCUCGCGCACGCACAGUCUUACUAUACCCAUUCGCCGCAGAUGCCAAAUGGUUAUUGGAUGACAACACGCGCGACCGGUUGAGCGAGUUGUAUGCCAUUCGCCAGACUACAUCAAAGAAGGACCCAAACAUCCGUCUCUCGGAAAUCGCAAAGAGCAUCGAGCCGCAACUGCUGACGGCUGUGACUGCCCGCGCUGCCGACUUUGCCUCUUUCACAUUCGGCCUACAGUUCAUGGGCGAGGUUCUCGUUGGAGCACCAGAGGUCGAACCGGCGAAGCGCAAGGAAGCUUUGACGGAGGUCGCCCGUCUUUCACAAUCGAUCUUGGACUCUGCCUUGCCUGCUUCCGCCGGUGACAACAAGGCUACCAGUCACGGCAAGAACAUGCUGAAGAUGCUGGUACAAGGUGGCAAGUUCGACCCUACCACCAAGAAGGUCGUUCCCGUAGAGCCUGCUCUCGGCUUUGCAGACUUGCUCUGGCCUCAGAUCAAGUCUAACCUGAUUAGCUGGGCGACUGGUCAGGGCUCUUUCGUGGUGGUGUCUAUGACUGAAGCUGAAGGCUUCGCCAAGAGGGACGAAGUACUGAAAGCGCUGAAGAAGGAGAAGAAGGCGCUAGAGGCGGCUGCCAACCCUCCAGGCGCGCAAAAUGGCGAGGCCAAGGGCAAGAAGCAAAAGAAGGGCGACAAGUCGGAUGCUGCUCCUCGGGGAAACGCUGGAGCGAAGAUUUUGCUCGAAAAGUUGUAG